UGCGCGGCAGGUGAAUACCCUCCGCCCUAAUGGGUGAGGCCGGGGCAGGAGGAGGAGGCUCCAAGACACUUAGCCACGAGAGAUCAAGGACCGUGGCCUGAGAACAGGCCGCAGCAGCAACAGGAGCCACCGCACGCAGAACAGGCAGCAAAAGAUGAGGUUUAUGCUGCUCUUCAGCCGGCAAGGGAAGCUCCGGUUGCAGAAAUGGUACGUGGCCAUCCCGGAGAGAGACAAGAAGAAACUGGUUCGAGAUCUCAUGCAGACAGUGCUGAGCAGGAAACCCAAAAUGUGCAGCUUCCUGGAAUGGAAAGACUUCAAAGUUGUCUACAAAAGAUACGCCAGCCUGUAUUUCUGUUGUGCUGUUGAAGAUCAGGAUAAUGAGCUGCUGACCCUGGAACUCAUACACAGAUACGUGGAGCUUCUGGACAAAUAUUUUGGCAGCGUGUGUGAGCUGGACAUCAUAUUUAAUUUUGAGAAGGCUUAUUUCAUCCUGGACGAGUUCCUGAUGGGAGGGGAAAUACAGGAUACGUCCAAGAAAAGCGUCUUGAAGGCAAUUGAGCAGUCAGACAUGCUGCAGGAGGAGGAUGAGUCACCACGCAGCGUUCUAGAGGAGAUGGGACUGGCUUGAAACACCGAGACCCCACAUACAUCCCCUCCCCAUUACUGCGACAUUCCCACCCUUCCCAUCAUUGCGACUCUUUAAACACUUCUCCCCUUCUUCCGCUCACACACUGACCACUGCCAUUUAGGAGUUUGUAUAGGUAUGUGUGUCACCGUGUGUCGCCGCUUGUGUGUUUGUGCACUCUGCUGUCUGAAAGCAAUGUGAAAAAGGGACCAAUCGCUCAGCCGCACCUACUCCCGCUCAAGCACACACUCUCCAUUCCACCAGAUCAUUCCAUUUCUGUAUAUCCAGCUGCACAGAUGAACUUGUUUGCACACUUGGUAAUGGGCACUUGUGUUUGCCCCUUUAUUUGCUCUCUGCCCAUUGCUCUAUGACCCGCAGCAGAGCUCAAGAAGAUGCGGGGAGUUGUAAUUUUUUUUUUAAGGGCAUCCUUUCCUCCUUCAAUAACUGACACGAGGACCCCCCUCUGCACGUUCUGGAAUAAACAUAGGUGCUGCUAAUUUAUCUCA
Molecule: messenger RNA, 1131 nt
Organism: Xenopus laevis (African clawed frog)
Lineage: Eukaryota; Metazoa; Chordata; Amphibia; Anura; Pipidae
Gene: ap1s1.L
Product: adaptor related protein complex 1 subunit sigma 1 L homeolog
Exons: 5
Coding region: 155-628 (157 amino acids)
Biological process (GO): intracellular protein transport; vesicle-mediated transport; protein transport
Cellular component (GO): clathrin-coated pit; membrane coat; Golgi apparatus
Molecular function (GO): clathrin-cargo adaptor activity
Source: RefSeq, a predicted model, not a curated record